CACAGGAACCGCCCCUUGAACCACCGGAGAUGACCGAAGAGGGUCGGCCUCAGCCUCCCGGGCACUUCCGGCGGAACUGCAGGUCCAGGCCUCCAAUCCCCACCUCCUCCUGGCAGGCCACGCCCUUCGCCCUGCUUUCUGUCAAAUCGACGGAAAUUGCCGAACUGAACCUGAGCGGGGCGGGAAUUGGCGCAGCUGAGGUUUCUAGUCCCUCCUGGCUUCCCGUUCUCCAGGCCCGGCUGACGGAGGUCGCCGAGGCCGCCAUAUUGAAUAAGCCUCCGGGCGUCUAAGGGGGUCGGUGCGGUGCAGACAGUUCUGCCGAGUGCCCUCGGCGGCUCCAGACAGAAGCAAUAUGUUAAGGAUACCUGUGAGAAGGGCCUUAAUAGGCCUUUCUAAGUCUCCUAAAGAAUAUGUUCGAACGACAGCCACAGCAGCAAGCAACUUAAUUGAAGUAUUUGUUGACGGCCAGUCUGUCAUGGUGGAACCGGGAACUACCGUCCUCCAAGCUUGUGAGAAGGUUGGCAUGCAGAUCCCUCGAUUCUGUUACCAUGAAAGGCUGUCAAUUGCUGGAAACUGCAGGAUGUGCCUUGUUGAAAUUGAGAAAGCUCCUAAGGUUGUAGCUGCUUCAAAUCACCCAUUGGACUGCCCUAUUUGUGAUCAGGGAGGCGAAUGUGAUCUGCAGGACCAGUCCAUGAUGUUUGGAAGUGAUAGGAGCCGGUUUUUAGAGGGGAAACGUGCUGUGGAGGACAAGAAUAUUGGGCCAUUGGUAAAGACCAUUAUGACUAGAUGUAUACAGUGUACUCGCUGCAUCAGGUUUGCAAGUGAGAUUGCAGGAGUAGAUGAUUUGGGAACAACAGGCAGAGGAAAUGAUAUGCAAGUUGGCACAUACAUUGAAAAGAUGUUUAUGUCUGAACUGUCUGGGAAUGUCAUUGAUAUCUGUCCUGUAGGUGCCCUGACCUCUAAGCCCUAUGCCUUCACUGCCCGGCCUUGGGAAACAAGAAAGACAGAAUCCAUUGAUGUAAUGGAUGCAGUUGGAAGUAAUAUUGUGGUAAGCACAAGAACUGGAGAGGUGAUGAGGAUUUUGCCAAGAAUGCAUGAGGACAUUAAUGAAGAGUGGAUCUCUGAUAAAACCAGAUUUGCCUAUGAUGGGCUAAAACGUCAAAGACUUACCCAGCCGAUGGUCAGAAAUGAAAAAGGGCUUUUAACCUAUACUUCCUGGGAGGAUGCACUCUCUCGUGUAGCUGGAAUGUUGCAGAGUUUUCAAGGCAAAGAUGUGGCAGCAAUUGCAGGUGGCUUGGUGGAUGCUGAAGCCCUAGUAGCUCUCAAAGAUUUGCUUAAUAGAGUGGACUCUGACACCCUAUGCACUGAAGAGGUCUUCCCCACUGCAGGAGCUGGCACAGAUUUGCGAUCCAAUUAUCUUCUUAAUACUACAAUUGCUGGUGUGGAAGAGGCAGAUGUUGUCCUUCUGGUUGGUACAAAUCCACGUUUUGAGGCACCACUAUUUAAUGCUAGAAUUCGAAAGAGCUGGCUUCAUAAUGACUUAAAAGUGGCCCUUAUAGGCAGCCAAGUGGAUCUCACUUACAGAUAUGACCAUCUGGGAGAUUCUCCCAAAAUUCUUCAAGACAUUGCUUCAGGUACCCAUCCAUUCAGCCAGGUCUUAAAGGAAGCUAAAAAACCUAUGGUGGUUUUAGGUAGUUCUGCGCUCCAAAGAAAUGAUGGGGCAGCGAUUCUUGCAGCUGUUUCCAGCAUUGCUCAAAAGAUUCGGAUGAGCAGUGGUGUUGCUGGUGAUUGGAAAGUUAUGAAUAUCCUACAUAGGAUUGCAAGCCAAGUAGCUGCUUUAGACCUUGGGUAUAAGCCUGGGGUGGAAGCAAUUCGAAAGAACCCUCCCAAAGUGUUAUUUCUCCUGGGAGCAGAUGGAGGUUGUAUCACUCGACAGGAUUUGCCAAAGGAUUGUUUCAUUAUUUAUCAAGGACAUCACGGUGAUGUUGGAGCUCCUAUAGCUGAUGUUAUUCUCCCAGGCGCAGCUUACACAGAGAAGUCUGCUACUUAUGUCAAUACUGAGGGCCGAGCUCAGCAGACUAAAGUAGCAGUGACCCCUCCUGGCUUGGCGAGAGAAGACUGGAAAAUUUUAAGAGCCCUCUCGGAGAUAGCAGGCAUAACUCUUCCAUAUGAUACUCUGGAUCAAGUAAGGAACAGAUUGGAAGAAGUCUCUCCUAAUCUUGUUCGAUAUGAUGAUGUUGAAGGAGCUAAUUAUUUCCAGCAAUCAAGUGAGCUCUCCAAGCUAGUGAACCAGCAACUACUUGCUGAUCCUCUUGUUCCACCUCAGCUAACAAUAAAAGACUUCUAUAUGACAGAUUCAAUUAGCAGAGCCUCACAGACAAUGGCCAAAUGUGUUAAAGCUGUCACAGAGGGUGCCCAGGCAGUAGAGGAACCAUCCAUAUGCUGAAACAUCUACCAGUUUUGCUACAGAUACUUAAUGGACAACUAUGUUGGAGUGAUCUCUUAGAGGUUUCUCUCUUUAAAAAAUAAUCUGAAUGAUGUAAUAUUUAAGGUUCUAUCAUGCUUAUUUGAAAACAAUAUUGCAAUCAUCAAAGAACUUGGAGCUUCCAAGAAUGUUUAUGUAUUGUGUGUAAACAUUAAAUAGUUUAAUAAACAUGUACACUGAUGCUUUUUCAUGUAAAAGCAUUAAUAGUCUUUGUGAUGAAUACAAAGAAAAUCCUUAAAAUAUGAAUUUUUGUUUAUCUUUAUAGGUCAUUUAUGUUUGUAAAUGGGUUAAAGAAGCAAAGCUUCCAUUAGGACCCCUUUUUUAAUUUGUUUUGUUUUUUUGUUAAUCCUCACCUGUUUUUUCCAUUUAUUUUUAAAGAGAGUGGAAGAGAAGGAGGGAGGGAGGGAGGGAGGGAGAAAUAUUGAUGUAAGACAGACACAUCAAUUGGUUGCCUUUGCACGAGCCCCAACUGGAGCCAGAAUCGAACUUGUAACCCAGGUUUGUGCCCUUGACCGAGAAUCAAACUCGUAACCCUUCAGUGUGCAGGCUGAACUCUAACCACUGAGCACACUGGCGAGGGCAGGACCCCCUUUUUUAUUGUUAAAAUAAAGAUUUAAAUAUUCUGUCAGGGUGGGUACAUAGAAAAAAUACAUAAUCAUAUACUGUAUGUAUCCUGGAAAAUUAUAACAAUAGCUAAUGGUUAUUCAACUUUUUCUGUGUGCUAAGUAACCACUAAGCUUACAUGUAUUACUUGUUUUGUCCUUGCUCUGACCCUAUGAGGUAGUAGUAUUUCAUUUUACAGGUGAAGAACCUGAAGCCCAGGUAUAUUAGGUAGCUUGCUCAAGGCCACAACAAAAAAGUCAGACUUAAGCUGAGUUCUGUCUGACUCCAAAAUGUAUUGUUGUUAACUGCUACACAUAAUUCCCUGCCAUUGAUGCAUAGUCUAAGAAUUGGUAUUGAGGAGCUUAAUGGGUAACACAUUUUUCUGUAUUCGCUUGUACCUGUUUAUAUAAUGUCAUGGUGGUUAUGUGACAUUUUUCUUUGGAUAAUAGAUUACACAUACAUACACCCACCGGGAAUGAGGGAGGUCUGAAGAGAUCUAUAAUGUAGGUCUUCAUUGAUGUUUCAUAUUCAUUAUAUUAGUACCAUGUAUAAUAUUAAGUCAGAUAAAUUUCCAGUAAUAGAAAAUAAACUAAUAGCUUUCAUAAUUUUUAAUUGUCAAAACAAAAAGGAAAAAUUUUACAGCGAAUCUUGGAGGUAAUCUAAAGCUAUAUUAAAUUUUUUCAAAAUUCA
This is a messenger RNA of Myotis lucifugus (little brown bat), 3778 nucleotides long. It is a transcript of the gene NDUFS1, whose product is annotated as NADH:ubiquinone oxidoreductase core subunit S1. The coding region runs from base 353 to 2446 and encodes 697 amino acids. Gene Ontology annotation, molecular function: iron-sulfur cluster binding; NADH dehydrogenase (ubiquinone) activity. Lineage: Eukaryota; Metazoa; Chordata; Mammalia; Chiroptera; Vespertilionidae. The record is from RefSeq and is a predicted model, not a curated record. Gene Ontology annotation, cellular component: membrane. Gene Ontology annotation, biological process: ATP synthesis coupled electron transport. The transcript has 19 exons.